Loxodonta africana (African savanna elephant) is the source of this 8221-nucleotide messenger RNA. RefSeq names its product zinc finger protein 613-like. Lineage: Eukaryota; Metazoa; Chordata; Mammalia; Proboscidea; Elephantidae. The record is from RefSeq and is a predicted model, not a curated record. Gene Ontology annotation, molecular function: RNA polymerase II cis-regulatory region sequence-specific DNA binding; DNA-binding transcription factor activity. The transcript has 4 exons. Bases 1605 to 3095 code for a protein of 496 amino acids. Gene Ontology annotation, biological process: regulation of transcription by RNA polymerase II.
GGUAUGAAGUUAGCAAACCAGAUGCACUCUCCAGGUUGGAACGAGGAGAACAACCAUGGACUAUCUUAGACAAAAGCCACAGUCGAACGUUUUCAGGUCCUAGCCUGAAACCACCUGAGAAGCUGCCAGUGCUCAUUACUACGUGGACAGCCCUCUAUGAACAACUCUCUGUGGACCAGCAGAAGGCUGCUUUGUUCAUGGAUGGCAGUUCCAGGUUACAUGGACAACAUUUGAUGUGGAAAGCUGCUGCAUUAAGACCGACAGAUGAAAAACCCCCCUGAUUAAAGAAGAUAAGAACAGGAACUACCCGGCACAGGGAACCUGGGUCCAAAGGACAAGUUUUAACUUCUGGUUCUUCUUCCUUGGUGGUGGUGAGAUCCUCCACUCUCACCUCUGGAAUGGCUCAUUUUAAGCCUAAAGGGACGGCAAAACUGAUCAAUCCCCUUGUUAGGGUUCCGUACACCUUAUUUGCAUAGUACCACUCUAUCAUUGUGUGUGAGUUACAAAGACAGUGGUUAGAAGGGCUGUUUUAAGUAAUUCACUACACUGCACUGAUGAAGAUCAAAGACUACAGCCUUCAAUAUGGAUUACACCUCAACAUAAAACACAAGUUCCCACAACUGGACCAAUAAGCAAUAUCAUGAUAGAGAAAAUAUUGAACUUCUUAAGGAUUUCAUUUUACUUGGAUCCACUGUCUACACCCUGGAAGCAAAAGUCAAGAAAUCAAACGAUAUAUUGCAUUGGUCAAAUCUGCUGCAGAAGGCUUCUUUAAAGUGCAUGUGAUGAGACUAUGUGGGCAACUCUUGUCUGUAGGCCAGAUGAGAAGGAAGAAGGGGACAGGAACUGGUUGAAUGGACACAGGGAAUACAGGGUGGAGAGAAGGAAUGUCCUGUCUCGGGGAGAGCAGCUAGGAGUACAUAGCAAGGUGUGUAUAACUUUUUGUAUGAGAGACUGACUUGAUUUGUAAACUUUCACUUAAAGCACAAUAAAUUAAUUAAUUAAAAAAAUAAUAAAGUGCAUGUGAAGGCUGGACAGUGAAUGAGGAAGACCAAAGAAGAAUUUAUGCCUUUGAAUUAUGGUGUUGGUGAAGAAUAUUGAAUAUACCGUGGAAUGCUAGAAGAACGAACAAAUCUGUGUUGGAAGAAGUACAGCCAGAAUGCUCCUUAGAAGCAAGGAUGAUGAAACUUUAUCUCACGUACUUUGGACAUGUUAUCAGGAGGGACAAGUCCCUGGAGAAGGACAUCAUGCUUGGUAAAGCAGAGGGCCAGUGAAAAAGAGGAAGACCCUCAAUGAGAUGGAUUGACACAAUGGCUACAACAAUGGGAUCAAAGAUAGCAAUGAUUGUGGGUAUGGCACAGGACUGGACAGUGUUUCAUUUUGUUGUACACAGCACUGUGAAUCAAAACUGACUUGAUGGCACAUAACAACAAGACAAUAAGGAAAAUUCCAUUGUCUGUGCUCCUGCCAAAGUCUCAGACCCUUGCCAGCCUGUGUAGGCGGACAAGGGUUUGCUUGAUGAGCAGAGAAGUAGAAGCUGUCACAGAAAAAUCUGGAAAGUUGAUAAUCUGCAUGUGCACUCACAAAAUGAAAGCAGAGUGGAUAGAAUGGAACAAUGCCAUGAACAUAAUGCAUUGGAAAAUACCAUUCAUCAGCACAAAAGUAAUUUUCCUUUAAGGCAAAAUCAUGGUGUCUUUGAUUUAGAUGAAAAAAUCGUGAAUUCAAAAUUAACUUUAAUGAACCAGAACAGAAGCCAUGGAGUAAACAACUCUGCUGAGCUUCACAGAGACGAAACCUUUCUCCAUGCUAACCAUGAGCAAUUUCAUAUUGAAACUAAAUUUCCUGAAAGCCAAAACCACAACAGUAGUAAGUCCCAAAUCAUUAAGCCCCAGAAAGCUCCCAAAGUAGAGAAACCACAUGUACGUAGUGAAUGUGGGAAAACCUUCAUCAAGAAGUCUUGGUUCAUUCAUCAUCAGAUCAUUCAUACAGAAGAGAAACCCCAUAGAUGCAGUCUUUGUGGGAAAGCCUUCUCCAAAAAAUUCAAGCUCACUGAACAUCAUCAGAGUAGUCACAGAGGAGAAAAACCAUAUAGAUGCAUGGAAUGUGCCAAAGCAUAUCUCUGUAAGUCACAGCUCAAUAAACAUCAGAAAACUCAUAUGGCAGAGAAACCCUAUAUAUGCAGUGGGUGUGGAAAAGGCUUCAUCCAGAAGAGAAAUCUCAUUAUCCAUCAGCGAACUCAUACUGGAGAGAAACCAUACAAAUGCAGUGAAUGUGGAAAAGACUUUAUCCAGAAGGGAAACCUCAUUAUCCAUCAGCGAACUCAUACUGGAGAGAAACCCUUUGUAUGUGGUGAAUGUGGAAAAGGCUUCAUCCAGAAGGGAAGUCUCAUUACUCAUCAGCGAACUCAUACUGGAGAGAAACCCUAUGUAUGUGGUGAAUGCGGUAAAGGCUUCAGCCAGAAGUCACGCCUCAUUGCACAUCAGAGAUUUCACACGGGAAAGAGUCCCUUCGUAUGCAGUGAAUGUGGAAAACCUUUUUCCCAGAAGUCAAGUCUCAUUGAACACCAAAGAAUUCACACAGGAGAGAAGCCCUUUCAAUGCAGUGAAUGUGGGAAAGCUUUUGCUGCGAAGCAAAGGCUCAUUAUACAUCAAAGAUCUCACACAGGAGAGAGACCAUAUAGCUGCAACGAGUGUGGAAAAACUUUUGCCUAUGUGUACUGCCUUGUUAAACAUAAAAGAAUACACACAAGAGAGAAAUGUGUACAUUCAGUCAAGGCGGAAGAUCCUUCCAGAGCAAGUCACAGCUCAUCUCACACCGGUGAUCUCAUGCAGGACAAAAGCCCUGGUAAUGUGACUAUGCAUAUGCCUUCUGUGGCAGCUCAGACAUCAGUAAACAUGAGCGGGCUCCUAUCAAAUAGGAAUGUGGUCCUUGUGGGACAGCCUGUUACCGGAAGUGAACCAUCAGGAGAUAACAGAGAAUUUGUACAGCAGAGAAAUCUGAUGAAUACCGUAAAUGUGAUAGUGCCUGUGAAUGCAGUGAGUGUGGUCGUGCCUUCAGUGACCAAUUACGUCUUAUUUUAUGCACCACAAAACCUGUAGGGUAAACAGAUAUAUUUACUGGGGCUAGUAAUUAGCAAAAAUUUCUACUUCAUUGUAUAGCUACGAAGUGUAUCCUGAGGGAAAUUAUAUGCAGGAACUGGGAAAGCCUGAUAGCUCACUGUACAUAAAUAUGUGCAUUGGUAUCAAGACAAUUUGAUGUUAAACCAAGUGCAUACAUAUUGAUUGCUUUAUUGUGUCAAUUGAAUGAAAGCAUCACUUUAUGUCAGUGGAUGAAAUAAGUACUGUGAAUUUUUAAAACGGAAAAGAAUCGGUACCUGGAAUGUUGCUUCUUGUCGUUAGUUUCUGUGGAGUGGAUUCCCAUUCAUGGUAACCGCAUGUGCUACAAAUGAGAAACCACUUAGGAGAGAAACCGUAAGGGGUAGUAUUGGAUCGGUGGGAUUUGGGGCACAUAUUUAUUGGCUCACUUUCCCAAGAUCACUGUGAAGGUUCAUUUGGAAGUGAGAAUGUCUACCAUGAACUUUCAGAAGUUUAUAUUUUGCACUUUAGAAGUUUAUAUUUUGCACAGGGAUCUAUGAAACAGUAGCCUUGCAUUGAAUCUAUUCGUUAAUGUAAUGAAAAUUUGUCACAUAUUGCCUUUGUACCUGGGCCUGUUUCCAGAAGCUGAGAAUACAGUGGUGAAUCAAAAAGAAAAAGUCAACACCCUCUUGGAGGGAGCAUUGAGUUAGUUGGAUUAUAUUUAAGUGAAAUCUUUAUACUGCAGGUCAUCUAGUCAAAUGGUAUAAUAGCUACGUUAGGUGAAACAGACGUGGGUUAAUUGGUACAAGGUGUUUAAUUAGAACUUUUAGGAGUUAAAAAACCCUAAAAACGUGUCAUGACAAUUUCUUGUUGUUUUCCACUUGUAAAGAUGUAGGGGCAGUGUCUGACCUCUUCAAACUUUACAAAGGGGAAGGAGAUUAAAAAGCAACAGCCCAAGGCUGAUUGUUACAGGCAGAGAUCAGACAUGCCGCCUGUCUCUGCCAUCCUUACCAAUUCUGACACCAGCUGGUCCUCCCACUGCACUCCCAGUUUCUCUGCUGGGUUCAAUAAUUCACUGCAGUGGCCACACACAACUCAACAGACAAUUCUUAAGAAUUAUGGGGUUUAUUAGGGAAGUAACUUUGGACAUGAAAGCCUUGCAGAUUUGACACCUAAUUACAGUGGGGGUAACUGGACCCUGUGGUGGUAGGGGCCAAGUUGUCUCUUGGUUGACAAAGACAAGCUGAAUGUGGUUACCGUAAUGGACAGCGGAGUCAAAGCAGUAAUCAGAAUAGUCUGACUCGUAUGGACUUAGCAUUGACUGCUUAGUCACGGUGUUCCUAGGAGUGAAAUAGAUAGGAAAUCCACUAAAUAUUUACUUGAUUUGUACAAGUAGAAGAAUUCUAGGUCAAGUGAACAGCAGCCUAACACGAAUCGCCAGAAUAAAUAAUCACAGCCCCUUAAUCAGUUCCCAGACUUGAGCAAGUUUAAAGACCCACAACCCCUUGAAUGAAGGGGAGGCUGAGUCCCCUUGAGAAAGGACCUCAGUACACUGCCAAAAAUUUAUACUGUUAAUCUUUCGCCCAGCCUUCCCCAAAGGGAUCUACAGCCUUUUACAAGAGUGACUGUUCAUUGGGGAAAAGAAAAUAAUCAGACUUUUCGGGAAUUCAAGGAAAUACCUCACCCAGUUGUGGAGGCUGGCAAGCCCCAAAUCCAUGGGUCAGGCAUAGACUUCUCUUGACACAUGGCUGCCGAGGCUGAGGAACCCAAAUUGGCAGGCCAGUGACAAGCUGCUGACUUGCAAGGCUGUGGAAGCUGGCAAGUCAGGUCAGAUGAUAGGCUUCUGGCCCAUGGAGCUGUGGAAACUGGCAAAUCCCAGAAUCAGCAGGUCAGACUGCAGGCUGGUGGCUCAAGUCCUAAGAACUGGAGGUCAGAUGAUCAUAAACCAGAUGCAGGAUGCUGAGUGAGAGAGAACUUCCCCGCAUAAUUUACAUAUAUUUCCGGUCAAGGAAACUUCCUGCUGUUUGAGAAGGCAGUGACUUGAGUCAUGCCUUUUAGUAAGGGCAGUGACUGGGGUAAGGAUAAUGACUUGAGUCCCACCCUCUAGUAAGGUGACGGCUCAAGAUACAUCCCUAAUCCUGCUUCAUUAACACGACCACAUGCAUAGAGGCUAGGAUUCACAAAACCAAAACAAAACCCGUUGCCAUUGAGUUGAUUCUGACUCAUAGUGGUCCUAUAGGACAGAGUAGAACUGCUGCAUAGUAUUUUCAAGGAAUGGCUGGUGGAUUCAGACUGCCGACCUUUUGGUUAACCAAACCAAAAAAAACCAAACCCAGUGCCGUUGAGUCGAUUCCGACUCAUAGCGACCCUAUAGGACAGAGUAGAACUGCCCCAUAGAGAUUCCAAGGAGCACCUGGCGGAUUCAGAAUGCCGACCCUUUGGUUAGCAGCCGUAGCACUUAACCACUACACCACCAGGGUUUCCGCUUUUGGUUAACAGCCGAGCUUUUAACCACUGUGACACCAGGGCUCCAAGGAUUCACAGCACAUCACAAAAUGGAGGACAACCACACAGUACUGGGAACCAUGGCCUAACCAAGUUGACACAUAACCUAAAUGAUCACAGGUUCCAUAUACCUUAUUCUCAUAGUCCCACUCAAUCAUCGUGUGUGUCACAAACACCAUGGGUAGAAGGACCAUUUUAAGCAAUACAUUGCACUGAAUCAUCACAAGUUAUUACUGUGAAGUUAUUUAUAUUUGAUGGGUAUAAAUACUCAGAAAAACUAUCAAAGAAUUUAAUUAGUGGAGAAAUAAAAAAACUAUCAAGAAUUUUAUUUUCUACCUGGAGAGAUAAGACAUUGGGAUUAAAAAAGAACUUAUUUGUUUUUUAGGAUGCUUAAGCACCAUUAAAAGGAUUCUUUACCCCAAAAGUGGGGAGUAGUGCAAAGAGUUAAUGCACUUGGCUGCUAACCUGAAAAGCUAGAGGUUUGAGUUUACCCAGAGGCCUGGCUAUCUACUUCCGAAAAAUCCUAGGGAGCAGAAUUCUACUCUCACACUCAUGCGGUCACCAUGAGUGGUGUGGUGUGAUGGAUCACUUUUGUUGCCUUUCUUGCCAUGGUCUUGUAACUCCACACCCACCGAAUGAUUGGGUGGGACCAUGCUAAUAAAGUAUAUGGAACCCUAAUGAGGGGAUUAGUCAAUUUUGCCAUCCUGCUAGGCUUAAAAGAGAGCCAAUUCCCGGCCCAUGGAGUGAGACAGCUGAGUGCCUUUGGGCAGGAGGCUUGCUGGUGGAGUAGGGUGCCUCAGGGCACUUGGUGGAGCUAGAUUUGCUGGUCCACGGAGCUAGAGCUGAGCGCCUUUGGUUUAGGCUUACUAGCAGAGUGGGGUUCCUCUGGGUACUUAUCCAAAGGCUUUGUUACCCUCCCAUGUGGCUGGAUGUCUUUCAUCAAUCAGGAAGCCCAUGGAACUUCUGUGUCCAGAGUUUUAUUGGCUUAAUUUUGCAGUAAUGAUUGGGGUUUCAGUUCAUAAUCAUGGUUGAUCGAAUCAUUACUGCCCCCCACCCCCACUCCUUAAGGUCAGCUGAUAUCAGGCCACAAGGGUCUUUCUGGCUUGGACAGCCACCAUUCAUUAGUGCAAGCCCUGGUGAAGGAGGCCCGAUGCACACUUGGGCCUGGUAGGCACAGCUCCUGCCACCAAACCCGGGAUCCUCCUUGUCCCAGUGAAAUCACCCUUGACCUUUCCCCAUGAGCUAGGUUUCUUCUGAGCUGACAGGCAGUAUUAUCACCUGGUGGUUAGGAGUAAGUUCUGAAGUCACACUGCCAGGGUGAGGAGUUGAGUCCAUGCCCCAGCUGUAAGCUGUUGAGCAACACUGAGUACUUAACUUACCUGUGUCCCAAUUUUAUCUUAAAACAAUUACUGCUUCAUAGAGUGUUUGUGGAAAGUACAGUCACACAUGGCAUAAUGUCCAUUUGGGCAACGUCCAACCCAGGGACGGAUUACCCAAUAAGCAAGGUAUCCAUGGGUUUAAUUGUGUUUGCUUUCUAAUCCGUAGCGCACGAUUUCACCUGGGUUUCACCAUAUCAAAGAUGUGCACUACAGGUGAGUAAGUAAGCACAAUUAAACCUGUGCAUACUUUGCUUGGAGACCGUAGUGGCUAAGAGCUACGGCUGCUAAUCAAAGGGUCGGCAGUUCAAAUCCACCAGGUACUCCUUGGAAACUCUAUGGGGCAGUUCUACUCUGUCCUAUAGGGUCUCUAUGAGUCGGAAUCAACUCGACGGCACUGGGUUUGGUUUUGGUUUAUACCUUGCUUAUGGUAAGCUGGUACAAAUCGUGCUUACUGGUUUAUCAGCCCCAGGUCUGACCACAUACAUGUCUGUGGCUCUGGGUGCGGGCUCUCAGGCUUUGUCGGGCAGGCAGAUGGGUGGCGGUGGUGGGGGCUGCAGGCCUGGCUGUUCCUGCUCCUCAGGCAGGUGGAGCUGUGGACAGGACUGGGUGCACUCUGCUUGCUCCUCACUUGCUUCCUAUAUCUCCACUCACAUCACUGCCCUCUCAGCCACCACUGCCACCCAUUUCUCUGGCCUCCAACAGCCACUCCAGCAGCAGCAACAGCAACAGCGACGAUGACAGUUGGAAGUGGGCACAAAUAAGGUUUUAAUAUAAUAUGCUUUAUGAGUAUUGAUUUGUAACUACGAGUUGCAUGUAAGUCAGAUGUUCAUAACUUGAGGACUGCCUGUAUAUAAUAUGGUGUUCAAAGAACAUCCAAAUCACAUAACAUCGUAUUUCACAGAACGUAUCGUGGACAUUAAGCAAUGCAUGACUGUAGUUAAAACAGUUUCUGGGAGGGAAAGAGACCCCAGAUAAGUAAAGCAUUACUGAAAAAGAAAAACAAAGUGGGAGGCCUCAUACUACCUGAUUUUAGACUAUACUAUACUGCCACAGUAGUCAAAACAGCCUGGUACUGGUACAACAACAGAUACAUAGACCAAUAGAACAGAAUUGAGAAUCCAGACAUAAAUCCAUCCACAUAUGAGCAGCUGAUAUUUGAUAAAGGUCCAAAAAUCUGUUAAAUGUGGAAGACAGUCUCUUUAACAAAUGGUGCUGGCAUAACUGGAUAUCCAUCCGCAAAAAAAAAAAAAAAAAAAAAUGAAACAA